UACAUCGCCUGCUUGCGUAGCAGAGUUUCUGUGAGUUUGACAUAGAAUUUCCUGCGCUUUGGUGCACAGCAGCAGUCUCAAAACUGCCAUGUGUAUAAAUCAAUGAGACCACUGUAGGACCAGCCAGAAUUCAAAAGGUAAAGUGUCACAGGAGAUGUCAAGAGAGACAGCAUAAACUCAGACACUGUGCUAAAAUCGAAGCGGCCCAGCAGGACUGAGGGUGCCACAACCAGGCAGGGGUGAAGGGCUCUCCCUGAAGAGCACACAUGAAGCUCCUUACCUACAAGCUUCUCUGCCAUUUCUUCCUCUACUGGUGGACUUUUGCCAGUGCUGGUCAGAGUUUCGAUGGGGGGAAGAGCCUGGAGCUGUGUGGAGGACUCGACUGCCGUCAGUGUCCAUGUUUCCCAGCCAAAGGAGCCCGGGGGAUGCCAGGUGAUCCGGGACAGCCAGGUUUGCAAGGGUCCAUUGGCCCUCAAGGGUCACGGGGACCCCAAGGAGAGAAAGGACAUAGAGGUCUAGAGGGUUUGCCUGGGGAGUCAGGGGUGAAAGGGAAAAUGGGUGACAAGGGGUUCUCUGGUUUCCCUGGGUCUGAUGGGAUCUGGGGUCAUCCUGGUGUCGAAGGACCUCCAGGCUGUCCUGGGCUAGAUGGCUGUGCGGGACCACGAGGUGAUCAGGGUCUCCCUGGAGAACAAGGGCACCAAGGGAUCUGUGGGCAACAGGGUUUGAAGGGAACAAAAGGACAGAAGGGGGAUUAUGCCUAUAAACCACAGAAUUUGCCUGGCCCUCGUGGGGACAUUGGGUUUCCUGGGAAGCCUGGUUCGCCUGGAAUGACUGGAAGUUGUGGGAAAUGUGGCCCCGUGGGACCCUGUGGUGCUGACGGAAAUGCAGGCCUUCCUGGUUUUCCCGGACAAAGGGGCUCGUCCGGAGAAACUGGAAGAUCAUUUCCUGGACUGAAAGGUGAUCAGGGAGAGCAAGGGGAAGAAGGUCCUCCAGGACCAUUUGAGACUGUGGAACCUCCAGAAGAAUACUUCAAGAAAGGGGACAAAGGAGACAGAGGUUUAGCUGGCUUGUCUGGGAAAAAAGGAAAAACUGGGAACAGCUCAGUCAGUGGGCAUAAAGGCGAUAAAGGGAUCUGCGGGCUACCAGGACAGGAGGGCAUUCCUGGAUCUCCUGGUUGCCAAGGACAAAAUGGAGUGAAGGGAUCACAAGGGGACUUUGGACUUCCUGGUUUGUUUGGGACAGAGGGACCAAAGGGCUUUCAAGGAGAUCCAGGUGUACGAGGAACCCCGACAUAUGAAUUCCUGAUUUACACAGGAUAUCAAGGGGAAAGAGGACCACCUGGCCCAUUAGGGUGCCAAGGAGACCCUGGGACCAAUGGCUCAGCAGGCCAUCGAGGGCCCCGUGGAGAUCUGGCAUGUGGCCUUGCUGGCCAGCCUGGAAAGCCAGGGAGUCCAGGCCCCCAGGGACCAAAGGGGGAGACCAAAGCAAAUUGCUUUGAUGAAUUAAAAGUAGGAUGUCCAGGAAAACAAGGAUUUCAAGGACUGAAAGGUGCCAGAGGACCUCCUGGCCCCCCAGCAUAUUUUUGUCAUGAAAUCGAGUGGUUCGGGCGCGAGAACGAGGUGAUGACUGCAGGACGGGAACUGGAGGGCGACGAUGAGGAGACGACAGCAGGAUGGGAAUUGGAGGGCGACAAGGAGGUGUCUGCAGGAGUGGGGCCCACUGGACAGAGACCUGGGUCUGGGCAGUUGGCCUGCCUGGUGUGUCCCCAUCUCCUCUUUCGGGAGACAGAGAACUGA
Messenger RNA from Brienomyrus brachyistius, 1796 nucleotides. Its product is annotated as collagen alpha-1(II) chain-like. Lineage: Eukaryota; Metazoa; Chordata; Actinopteri; Osteoglossiformes; Mormyridae. The transcript has 21 exons. The record is from RefSeq and is a predicted model, not a curated record. Bases 267 to 1796 code for a protein of 509 amino acids.